CGGUAUAUUAUUGUUAGUGCUGGAACACAUAAUAUGUAACCACUUACCUACAAUGUUUCGUGUGGAAACUUACCAAGCCCCCUAAUAUUAUGUAUCUUACUCCUUUAGUUAAAUCAGUAUGUGUAUAGUUCCGAAAAAUGAAAGAGGAGCUAAAAAAUCUCGCGAUAAGAAAAACCAUAUUAUUAAUCAACUCUAGUCUCUAGUGAUGAAUGUUUAAAAAUUAUCAAAAUGUUCAAAAAAUAACACGUCGAAGAUCGAUGAAACUAAAAAUAUGUCUAAAAAUAUAUAAGAUAUUUUUAACAAAUAACUAGCGUUAUAUUUUGAUUACCGCUGAUUAAAUGAUUCUGCUGAGCCAAAUCGUUGACAAAAAACCUGUUUAGUACGAGUUGAAUUCAGAAAAAACUAAUUGUGAGAAAAUCCGCUGGCAAGUAAGGGAACAAGUACUUUGCAAAAAACAAACUAAUUGUAACAAAAACUGCUGACGACAUGGCAGGGAACAAACGAAUUAGGAGAAAAACCACUGACAAGUCAGACAAGCCAGGUAACAAACCAACUGUGGGAAAAACUGACGAAGACAAGUCUGACGAGUCAGGGAACAAACGAAUUUUGAGAAAAACCACUAAAAAGUCAGACAAGCCAGGUAACAAACGAAUUGUGAGAAAAGCCGAUGACGACAAGUCUGACGAGUCAGGGAACAAACGAAAUUUGAGAAAAACCACUGAUAAGUCAGACAAGCCAGGUAACAAACAAACUGUGAGAAAAACCGAUGACGACAAAUCUGACGAGACAGGGAACAAACGAAUUUUGAGAAAAACCACUGAAAAGUCAGACAAGCCAGGUAACAAACGAACUGUGAGAAAAACCGAUGGCGACAAGUCUGACGAGUCAGGGAACAAUCAAAUUUUGAGAAAAACCACUGACAAGUCAGACAAGCCAGGUAACAAACGAACUGUGAAGAAAACCGAUGGCGACAAGUCUGACGAGUCAGGGAACAAUCAAAUUUUGAGAAAAACCACUGACAAGUCAGACAAGCCAGGUAACAAACGAACUGUGAAGAAAACCGAUGGCGACAAGUCUGACGAGUCAGGGAACAAUCAAAUUUUGAGAAAAACCACAGACAAGUCAGAUGAGUCAGGUAACAAACAGUUUGUGUUAACAACCGAUGACGACAAGUCUGACGAGUCAGAGAACGAGAACUCCGAAGAAAACAAACUAGAAACAACCGCCUCUAUCUCUGCGCCAAUCUUUCCGGACAUUCCACGGCCAAGCUUUGAAGUCUCAAUACAUAUCAUUAGUUUUGUGUGUUCUAUAUGCCAUAAAAAAGUAAUAGAGGUUCGCACGAUACCAUGUCCACAUUUGAAUUGUCUAGAUUGUAUCCCAAGACAGUGUACCAUAAAAUGCGAAAAUUCCCUCCUUGACAAAAUCUACGACAGGCCGGAAUUGUAUGAUAAAGCUGCAUCGGGAUCUGAAUUGGAGCUUUAUGAUUUAAUAAAUCGGUAACCAAUUAAGAAGAGACAAUAUCCUAUAAACAGGAUUAAAUAAUGUUAAAAUAAAUGAAAACAUAGAAGAAAACGCCGUUGAUCAUAAUAAUAAUAAUGUAUAAAAAUAAAUGCGAUGAUAAUUAUCUUAGAUAA
This is a messenger RNA of Aphis gossypii (cotton aphid), 1634 nucleotides long. RefSeq names its product protein starmaker-like. NCBI's taxonomy places the organism in Eukaryota, Metazoa, Arthropoda, Insecta, Hemiptera, Aphididae. The record is from RefSeq and is a predicted model, not a curated record. The coding region runs from base 487 to 1500 and encodes 337 amino acids. The transcript has 5 exons.